AUGGAGACUAAUGAUUUAAAGACUAUCGUUGCUCUAGUACCGGUUUUUACAGGCAAAAAAGAAGACUUGGAAAGUUUCACUGCUAACCUAGAGUUAGAUAGUCGGGUCCAGAAUAGAAUCAAACAGAAAGGAAUACCAAAGAAUAUUAAUGAUUUAAUAUCUGCCUUGAAGACGGCCUAUAAGCCCGUAAAGUCAUCCAAUGCUGUUUUGAAUGAGUUGUCCGGUUUAACUCAAAGAAACAACAAUUUGCAAGGUUUCGCUAAUAAAAUAGAAAGUCUUGUUUCUGAGCUCAACGAGAUUCAAAUUUCUGAUUUAGGUGAGCAAUGUAGGGAUGCAAUAAUAGCUACUAAUAACCUGACAGCAUUCAAUACGUUCUUGAAUGGACUUCAGGAUCAACAGAUUGUUUCAACUAUUGAGGCUAGUCGUGUAUCGACAUUUGCCGAUGCUUUGCGAAUUGCAGAAAGAUACGUAUCUCGUACAAAACAGAGAGAUGUGAUGUACCAUAAUGCACAAGCUAUUAGGGAUAAUAAACAUGGUAAAAAGAAAUAUUACAAUAACGGCAAUAAUAAUAACAAACGAUACAACUACAAUAACGGUAACAAUAACGAUAAUAAUGGCUACAACCGAAAUAAAGGAAACAACAAAAACUACAAUAGUAGGGAUUAUAAUGUAAACCAGGUACAAGAUCAGGGAAACUUUCAAGUUCCGGAGACCCUAAGACCUUCGUCUCCGGAGAACACACAAUAA
Molecule: messenger RNA, 747 nt
Organism: Musca domestica (house fly)
Lineage: Eukaryota; Metazoa; Arthropoda; Insecta; Diptera; Muscidae
Product: homeobox protein 2-like
Exons: 3
Coding region: 1-747 (248 amino acids)
Source: RefSeq, a predicted model, not a curated record